UCAAAACAAACAAAACUACGAAUCGGAUGCAGUGUAGUAAAAAUGGACAACAAUCCAGUCUAUUGCUUUUUAUGCUUUAAAAGUGAAAAUCCUGCCAAUGCAAUUAGCUGUGAGCCGCAAAUAGUUACCAUUCUGUGUCGUCAGUUUUGGUUUUCUCCGGAGGAAAUAGAGCAAAAAUGUGUGUGCAGUAUAUGCUGGACGUAUGUGGAUGAGUUCAAUCAGUUUUACGAACAAAUUAAAAUGAUACACCAUGCAGAAGAGCAGCAACAACUCGCACUGCAAGAGAAUUCCAUGCAUUUCGAUGAUUUUGAUAGAAAGGAGACAGCAGUUUUGUUGGAAGAAGAAUCAUCGUUGAUUGCAGAAACGCCAGUGGUAGAUGAAUACCGCGAUGCCGAUCCUUUGAUCAGCCAAGUAAAAACCGAAACAAUUGCCAUUGAAUCAAUUGAUAUUGUGGAUGUGAUUAAAGAGGAGACAGGGGAAAUAAAUGUUGGAUACGAUAGCUAUUCUGAAAAAAGCUUUCGAGAACAGGAUUCACCAAACACUAGGCGAAUAUCAUCCACUUUGGCUCGUCCCGGGUGUAACACAUUUGAAAAUACAACGGAAGAAAGUGGAUGCGAUGCAUUACCCACCACACAUCAGCAGGACGACCUUACUUGUACUGAUUGCGCAAAAUCAUUCCCAACCGAACAACAACUCCAGCAACAUCUCAAAAGAGAUCAUAAGCCCGGGUUGAUGUGCGACAUCUGUUCUAAGUGGGUUAAAACUAAGGAGGGUUUGCGAAAACACCAGCAAAACAGUCACUUCCCGCAAACCACCGAGCGCGUAGAGUGUUCCAUAUGCAACAAAUGGAUGAAAAACAAUGGAAGCCUUCAAAAGCAUUUGAUCCGCCACCGGACGAGCGAUAAGCCGAACAUAUGCGAGAUCUGUGGCAAGGUGGCCCCAAACUAUGCGGCUCUCAAAAGUCACAAGCUGUUUGUUCACAUAAAGCAACGGACUUUCCGCUGUCUGGUUUGCAAAAAGGCGUUCAAACGGGCCUUUACUUUGGAGGAACACAUGACGACGCACACGGGCAGCUCGCUGUACAAUUGUCCGCACUGUACGAGAACGUUCAAUUCAUCCGCCAAUCUGCAUGCGCAUAGGAAGAAAGUGCAUCGGAAAGAGUGGGAGAUAAGCCGCAAUGAGUAUGAAAAACGGUUUCGAGGGGAAUAAUAAGUGAUCCCAACGAAAUUAUUCAUUGGUUGUAAUUGAUUGGUUAUUAAUUCAGUAAAUAUUAGCAUAUUUAAAAUAUAUAUUGAAGAGCAGAAAA
This is a messenger RNA of Anopheles stephensi (Asian malaria mosquito), 1306 nucleotides long. Its product is annotated as PR domain zinc finger protein 5-like. Bases 43 to 1209 code for a protein of 388 amino acids. NCBI's taxonomy places the organism in Eukaryota, Metazoa, Arthropoda, Insecta, Diptera, Culicidae. The transcript has 4 exons. Gene Ontology annotation, cellular component: nucleus. The record is from RefSeq and is a predicted model, not a curated record. Gene Ontology annotation, biological process: regulation of transcription by RNA polymerase II. Gene Ontology annotation, molecular function: RNA polymerase II cis-regulatory region sequence-specific DNA binding; zinc ion binding; DNA-binding transcription factor activity.